AUGUCGUCCAAAACCCCAUCCUCUCCCCCCUCUCCGCCUCCCUUAGACGGCUCCGACGCCGACCGCCGCCUCCGAGAGGCCGAGGACCGCCUCCGCGAUGCCAUCGAGGAGCUCCAGCGCCGCCAGCGCUCCGCCGCAGCUCGUGGGCCCCAGCACCUCCCUCCUUGCGACCACGCCAGCGACGAGUCGUGUAUCGCCCACGCCAUUGGCAAUCUCUGCCAGAGCUUUCUCUUGUCGUAUGGCGUACGAGUCGGAAUUGGCAUCCUUCUUCGCGCUUUCAAGCUCGCCCGCAGACAGUCGUACUCUUCGCUCCUCGAUCUCAAGCAACUAGUCUCAGAAAAAGAUCUCAUUGUAAGAGAAGAAGCAUGCCGAAUCGGUUUAUUUUUUGGUGGCUUUAGUGGUUCUUAUCAUGCUCUUAGAUGCUUGUUGAGAAAGUGGAGAAAGAAAGAGACACCAUUGAAUGCAAUUUUAGCAGGUUCAGUUGCUGGUUUGUCUAUUUUAGCGUUAAAUGACUCAAACCGAAGGCGCACACUUUCUAUGUACUUAUUGGCCAGGCUAGCCCAGUGUGCUUAUAAUUCUGCGAAGUCUAAGAACAAGUUUCACUUUUGGGGAAGCCAUUGGAGGCAUGGGGAUUCUCUACUUUUUUCAAUUGCAUGUGCACAGGUUAUGUAUGCUUUUGUAAUGCGUCCUGAGAGCUUGCCAAAAUCUUAUCAAGAAUUUAUCCAGAAAACUGGGCCAGUUGCACAGCCUGUGUACAAGGCUAUAAGGGAAUGUUGUAGAGGUUACCCUGUGGAUAUUGCCUCACUAUCUGAUUACUUACACAAAUCUUGUUUAGCUCACAAUGCAAUUGCAACGUCAGCUACCUUUAGGAAAACGUUUCCACUUUACUUCUCUUUGACAUUUGUACCAUUCGUUGUUCUCCGCCUGCAGAAGGGUGUCAUAUGUUUGCAUAGAAAAGUUGCAUCAAAAGACCACAAGCUUCUAUAUUGGAUUGCUGGUGGAAUAUCUGCUCUUUCAGUUUUACUGGAGAAAAAGGCUAGACGUGGUGAACUUGCUCUUUAUGUUCUUCCGCGAGCAGGAGAUUCUUUGUGGUAUAUCUUAGUAAAUCGCCACCUGCUUCCAGAUAUUAAGAAUGCUGAGGUGUUUUUGUUUUGUUUGUCUAUGGGAGGAAUCAUGUACUACUUGGAACAUGAGCCAGACACUAUGGCUCCAUUUCUCAGGGGUCUGAUCCGUCGGUUCCUUGCUAGCAGAAUAAGCAACCCUGUCUCUGCGUCCAAUAGGAGUUCCUCCUACACAUAUUUGCAGAGUCUUGAUGCCAUGAAGAAGCCGAAGCUCUUAGAUAGUCGUACUGAAUCACCUUCCCAGAAGUAUAAUCUUGAAUCAAUACCGGGGCUGUGA
Messenger RNA from Prunus armeniaca (apricot), 1398 nucleotides. The record is from the annotation of a GenBank genome assembly. Lineage: Eukaryota; Viridiplantae; Streptophyta; Magnoliopsida; Rosales; Rosaceae.